UUGGUCGGCACGAAUAAUUAUAUGACUACAUUCAACUUGCUUCCCAAGGUCCUCUCCAUCCCCUGCAUACACCAACCUCAAAGCUAUGACUAUAUAAUCACUAUUCAUUCAUCUCUUUCUCAUAAAUCUCUUUAGCCCACAACUCCAAUUCAACAAGAUGAAAAGAGAGGGUAGGCAACAUGGUAUGGUAAGGACUUAUCGGAUCCUACCAAACCUGAAACCCGAGACCCGAUUCAUUACCCGGUUUGAUUCCCCAACAACAGCUGGACUCUUCACAAAGGUAACCUCCAAGCCCACCAACCAUUCAAAAUUCACCGGCAAAUGUGGCACGCCACGGUGCACCGGCUGCCACCUCCACCCGGUCUCCAAGUCGAAAAACAAGUCCAAAGGUAACCUAAAGCACAAGAAAAUUCGGGUCAUGGAUCAGCCCGAUUCGAAAUUUUCCGGGUUGUCCGCAACCGUGACUUUGAACCAUCUUUUUCAUUGCCAAGUGGAUGAUGAUGAGGUGGAAUAUGAAAGUGGUGACUAUGUUGAUUACCAUGUAAAUUAUUCAUGUUCUCUAGAUGAAGAAGUAGUGGGGUCCUUGCAUAUAGAACAAGUUGAAGAAGAAAAAUAUGAAGAUGAAGAUUGGUGUUUGGUGGAAUGUUGUUCAUGAUUUGAUGAUAUUGUUUGUUUCAACUUUCAAUUUCAAUUGCUUGAAUGUUUAUGUUAUCCAUUUGAGUUAGAACUGUAUCAUUGCCAAUAAAGAGGAAAGCUCCAAACUUGUUUUCUUGUUUAUCCGCUUGACAAUAUAAUGGAUAAAACAUUGGAGUUUGGUGUGUUUUCAUUAUUAAUGUAUUCACUAAUUUAAGAGUUGAGAUGAUGUCUAUUCAUUUCUUCUUUAUUUAGAGACAAAUAGACACAAAAAAGUAGAUGGUGGAGACUACCACUAAGUGGAUCUCAAUGUCAUUAAAAAAAUUAUUUUUUUCCAACUUUUUUGUAUCUAUUUGUCUUUAAAUGGAAAUGAAAUACACGUAGAGGAUCCUAAUCUUAAUUUACUCUCUCUUUAUUAAUGUAAGUUCAAAAUUAUUGUUAAUGUAAUAAUAUAUUCCUCCUGUUCAAAA
Molecule: messenger RNA, 1103 nt
Organism: Cicer arietinum (chickpea)
Lineage: Eukaryota; Viridiplantae; Streptophyta; Magnoliopsida; Fabales; Fabaceae
Source: RefSeq, a predicted model, not a curated record